AUGAGGGACUUCAAGCUCAAAGCGGCAGUCCAGAGCGGCUUUGCCUCGGCCGCCGCCUACGACACUCACCGGCCUAGCUAUCCAAUUGAAGCAGUCGACCAAUUCCUACAAAAACUAGAGGUUUCCGGUGUCAAGAGGGCCAAAGUUGUAGAUCUUGCAGCAGGGACCGGAAAGUUCACAGAGAUCCUGGCGUCACGACCUGAGCAGUAUGAUAUUCUGGCCAUCGAACCUCACGAUGACAUGCGAGGGGAACUCGAGCGAAAAAACCUCACCGCUGUGAAGGUGGUCAAGGGACAUGCCGAAGAUCUUUCAUCUGUGCCGGACGGCAGUGUCGCAGCGGUCGUCGCAGCACAGGCAUUUCACUGGUUUGCCAACAUGCAAGCAUUAACCGAGAUCGCACGCGUACUUCAACCAACAGGAGUCUUUGGUGGGAUCUGGAACAUGGAUGACUACAACGCUCCCUUGGACUGGGACAUACAGCCUGGUUGGGGAGCCACCAUGCGCGACGUGGUACACACUUUUCAAGACGACACACCGAGAUUUAGGGAGGGUAAGUGGAAACAGGUAUUUGAUGAGCAGAAUCGGAGCAACCCGCUGUCUCUGCAAUUUGCAAAUCCUAUCUUUGGCUUGCCGAUCGGGGAAGAUACUGUCGAGUACGAACAGCGUCUAUCGCCCGAUGCUAUCUGGAGCAGGUUGAGGACGCUCAGUCAAUUUGCAAUAUUAGAAGGGCAAGAGCUAGAGAGGGUGAAAAAGGUUUUCUUCGACGCCGUUAAGACUGAGCAGACGGAUGCGCAGGGCAGAAUCGCUCUGCGUGGCCGAACCUAUUUCUUUUGGACCACCAGGAUUCCCGACGAGCCACUCAAAAGUGGCGGUUGA
This is a messenger RNA of Exophiala bonariae, 876 nucleotides long. RefSeq lists its product as uncharacterized. Bases 1 to 876 code for a protein of 291 amino acids. Lineage: Eukaryota; Fungi; Ascomycota; Eurotiomycetes; Chaetothyriales; Herpotrichiellaceae. The transcript has 4 exons. Gene Ontology annotation, molecular function: S-adenosylmethionine-dependent methyltransferase activity. The record is from RefSeq and is a predicted model, not a curated record.